AUGAAUGGUAACAUUAUGGUGAAAUGUGAACCGAUCACCGAAGAGUCGGAACUGUUCAACAGUCUUGUGGCCGAUGGGAACGAUGAUAUGCAGCAGCUACAAGCACAGCAACAAGAUUUACGGUUGCUGUGCAUCUUAAAGUUAAAGGUGCCGGAAGAAACAGUGGAUCUACUGGAAGCACAACAGAUAAACGUUGAAUGUUUGCACAAAAUGCGCAUCGAAGACGUGGACAUCCUUUUCGAUGGAAAGCCCCUCGGUUGGAAGAUCAUCUUUCGGGAAGCAUUUCUCGCGUGGCGCGAAGAGAUAGGCCUACCGUGCAAGAGCAUCAAAGCGUUGUACUGUCGCAAGCGUCCCAACGAAUCGCACGAUUCGUUGGGGGAAAAUUCACUGAAAGACCAUCAAUCAUCGUCCCAGCACUUGGUGGAUUGUUUUCCACCGUCGCCACAGUUGUUAAAUGAAAAGGAGGUCCCCACACAGCCUGAAAGUGACCCAUUGUUCUAUCGAACGUACCGAUGGCCUAUGACACCGAACACGUUAAAGGAUGUGCUGAACAGCACAUCUUUUGGACGUUCCAUCCUCUCGAUGGGAUGCCUCGGUGUGUUGGGAAAAUCGUUACAGUACCAGCUGUCGGCCAUCAUUAUUGACUAUCAUAUGGCAAACGGGACGAAAAUUACUACACCGCAUCUGGAAAACUAUGCGUACUGUAUUACUACACUGUUUCCGCACGAAAAUGUGACAACUUACUACAUUCCUCGCGGUCCCAGCAGACGUAAUCCAGGAGGAUCACUCUAUUCGCGCUUUAUCAACCAAAAAAUUAGUAAAAAGGCCCUUGCUAUCGGAAACUCAAUAACUGCAUCGUAA
Molecule: messenger RNA, 861 nt
Organism: Anopheles marshallii
Lineage: Eukaryota; Metazoa; Arthropoda; Insecta; Diptera; Culicidae
Exons: 3
Coding region: 1-861 (286 amino acids)
Source: RefSeq, a predicted model, not a curated record